GAGAGUUCAGGAUUUAUCUUCAAAUUCUUAUCAAAGUUUAUCCGAACUCUCUUUAUAUUCUUCGUGUUCCUCUGUUAACCCAUCAGUUGUCUUUUUGGUCACAUAAAGAUGAGGUCCUUUUUGUUGUCAGCUGUCUUCCUUCUAUCCGUCUGCUGUGUAUUCAGCACGAAAGUGGACUUCCACCAUGGCGACACACCUCACAAAGACUGCUCCAACCAUCAUGCUCAUUUCUCACACGACAAAAUCGAAAAAAUGAACCGUGGCGAACCAAUGGAGACUACCGAUAAGGAAUCUGGCCAACACGUGCUCUGCAUUUUGAAGGAAAGAAAAAUCGUUUCUGAAGAUGGUAUUGUCAACAAAGAUGUCUUGAAGACUAGACUGGCCAAGUUCUUUGGCGAAGGAAAUGAAGAUGUUCAGAAGGGUGUUGACUGUUUGGUUCAAAAAUCAGACCAGAUCGAUACUGCCAUCGCUUUCUACAACUGUGUGGCUCCUUACGUCAAGAAACAUAACGCUUAAUUUGGUUUUGUGUAUUAUGGUGAACAACAUGUACCCUAAUUCAUAGCUGAUAUUCAAUAAUAUAAUUUUGAUAAAAUUCA
Harmonia axyridis is the source of this 596-nucleotide messenger RNA. RefSeq lists its product as uncharacterized. Gene Ontology annotation, molecular function: odorant binding. The record is from RefSeq and is a predicted model, not a curated record. The transcript is spliced from 2 exons. NCBI's taxonomy places the organism in Eukaryota, Metazoa, Arthropoda, Insecta, Coleoptera, Coccinellidae. Bases 109 to 516 code for a protein of 135 amino acids.